Messenger RNA from Erinaceus europaeus (western European hedgehog), 2564 nucleotides. It is a transcript of the gene LRAT, whose product is annotated as lecithin retinol acyltransferase. Bases 1113 to 1805 code for a protein of 230 amino acids. Lineage: Eukaryota; Metazoa; Chordata; Mammalia; Eulipotyphla; Erinaceidae. Gene Ontology annotation, biological process: retinol metabolic process. The transcript has 2 exons. The record is from RefSeq and is a predicted model, not a curated record. Gene Ontology annotation, molecular function: phosphatidylcholine-retinol O-acyltransferase activity.
CCCACCCCCGCCCCCAGCUGCUUCCCGGGCCCCCCGGCCGGUGCACCUGGGCGGCGCUGCAGGCGCUGGGGAGGCCAAGUCCUUGCGGGCGACCGGCAAAUUGGAUCUGUGUGACUCUGGAGUUGGAGGAAUCAUCCGAUUUGCCCAGGCGGACGUUGGGGGCUUCGCCGUUUCCCCCUCGGUGACCGUUCAACUGUCGCUGGCGCUUCGGAACGCGGGGGCGCCUUGGGCUUCCGAUCGUGGGUGUCCGGGGGGCACCUGGUGGCGGGUCGCGCGCCCGCAGAGGGCGAGGGGGCUCGGGGUCGUCGGAGGUCACGGAGGACCUGCAGCGUGCGGGGCGGGCUCUGCUGAGCGUUUUCAAAGUGUGCACGCCUGGCCGGAUAAAUGCAAGCAUUUCCAGUCAGUCCAAGUCUCAAGGUCUCCAUGCCUUUAGAAGAAAGGCGGUUCUGAUGAUAGAACUCUCCCCCCGGGGGGGGGACCCCCAAAUGCAUCCAGGUCCAGAAAGCUGCAGGGACGUCCUGCAGCCACGCCUUGUUCUCUGCCCUCCUAAAGCGGCCACUUAAAGGCAGGGAUUGUGCAGUUUCUCAAAAAGACGUUCGCGCGGGGAAGGGGUCCCCGUACAGAGCCUCGGGGCAGCCCCUGCUGUUCCAAGGAGGCUUGUUUCCCGCUCAGCCGGGUCGCCAGCGGGGCUCGCCAUCGCCGACCAAUCAACGCUGCCGCUGGGACUGUGACGACGCUAGGCCCCGCCCCGCGGACGUCGAUAAAAGGCCCCCGCGAAGGCGCGCCCCAGAGACCGCGCGCGGCCCUGCACCCCUGCAUCUCUGCACGCUUCUCUGGCGCGCCUUUUUGCUGCUUCCCGCGGCACGAGUUGCUCGGUCCCGGCUGUGGGCGUGGCAGGCUCUCCAUCCUGUUUGCGGGAGGCCACGAAAGUCUCCAGGCUCACUCCCCCUACUUCCCUUUCCUCACCUCCUGUGCCCUCCCCCCCGGCAGCGGGCGGCGGCGCGUCGGGCCCGCAGGUGAGCUGCACCGCAGCGCCCCCUAUCCGGCGAGCCCACCCCGAGCCGCGCGGUGCCCCCGCAGCCUCCCCUCCCGCAUUCUGCUUCAUCCGCAAGAUGAAGAACCCGAUACUGGAGGUCGUGGCCCUCCUGCUGGAGAAGCUGCUCCUCGUCUCCAACCUGAAGCUCUUCAGCUCGGCCGGCGCCGGCGAGGCCAAGGCGGGGGGCGCGCCCCCCGCGAUGAGCGCCUUCCUCCGCGGCGACGUGCUGGAGGUGUCCCGCACCCACCUGAGCCACUACGGCAUCUAUCUCGGCGACAACCGCGUCGCCCACCUGAUGCCCGACAUCCUGUUGGCGCUGAGCGGCGACCGGGGCCGGACGCGGCAGGUGGUGUCCAACAAGCGCCUGAUCCUGGGCGUCAUCGGCCGGGUGGCCAGCAUCCGCGUGGACACGGUGGAGGACUUCGCCUACGGGGCGGACAUCCUGGUCAACCACCUGGACAAGGCGCUCAACAAGAAGGCGCUGCUCAACGAGGAGGUGGCGCGGAGGGCCGAGAAGCUGCUGGGCUUGACGUCCUACAGCCUCCUCUGGAACAACUGCGAGCACUUCGUCACCUACUGCCGCUUCGGCACGGCCGUCAGCCCCCAGGCCGACAAGUUCUGUGAGAACGUGAAGAUAAUAAUUCGGGAUCAGAGAAGUGUCCUUGCUUCUGCAGUCUUGGGAUUGGUGUCUGUCAUCUACCUGGGCUUGGCAUCAUAUACUACUCUUCCUGCAAUUGUUAUUCCGUUCUGCUUAUGGAUGGCUGGCUAACUUCCUACCCCCAUGGCAGUGUGUGUACUCUCUGUGUGAAUAUUUUUAUAUGUACAGAGCACAAUUCGGUAUAAGCAUUGGCCAGAAAAACAUGACCUGCAACACUGUGUUCUGGAUAACAAGGUGAUUAAGGAUCACUCGAAGUGCUUACUGUGUAAGCCCAGUGACAGUGGUGCUCUGAUUCUCCUCGGGCAGUUCCACUUUCAAGCCCAGUGCACAUCUUGGAAACACGACAGCCUGUGACAGAGUUGCGCUUUACCAGAAAGCCAGCCCUAAAAUGCCAGCCGCAGGAGAUUGUGCGUGUUGUUUUUGUGCUCCCAAUAAUCACUGCUCUUCUGUUGGACCUGAAUUUGAACAUUGGAAGACUUACCAAAUGUGAUCACUAAUUUUAUUGUAAAUAUGUCCUGUUUUGUUGAAAAACUUACAUUAAACUGAAAAAAAGAAUUUUUUUCCCCUUGCUUAGAGGAAAAGAUGUUUGGUGAUUAGCAGAUUUAAUUCCUUUUUCAGGCAUAUAAUUCCCAGUCAGUCAAGACUGUUCUCAUCACUUGAAAACAUAUAGAUAAGUUAAGCUCCAUGGCUGAUCUGAUCUGGGUCUGCUUGCAUAAGUAGCUGUGUUAGCAUCAGCUGAACAUUUUGAUUUGGUUUACUUAAUAGGACACAUUCAUUUAAUUUUUUUUCCUUUUAUAUGUCUUUGUAGUUAUUUUAGAAAUCGAUACAGGAUUGAAGCACUUUGGGUACCUGAAACGUACGUGUGUGUGU